AUGACGCAAAUAAUCCCCCUUUCCCUCUUUUGCCUCCUCGGCUCUCUUCUCUUCGUUCCCCCGGCCUCUUCUUGGUGCGAUGAGGAGCUGAGUGGGCUUUGGAAACUGUUUACCGGAGCCUCAAAGAAGACCAAAGUGAGCCAACUUCGUUUUCCUUCGCCGGCCAAAUCCAACCAAAUUACUCUUUUGCUAAUUCCCCCGCCCCGCCUCUGGCUGCUGCCAGUCCUUUUCCCGCUGCAGUGGACUCCAGUCCGCAGCAGCAGCAGCAGCAGCAGCAGCAGCAGCAGCCACAGCGCGCCGCAGCAGCCACUGCAGCAAGAGCCACAGCAACAACCACAGCAACCCCAGCAGCAGCAGCAGCAACCCCAGCAGCAGCAGCACCAGCCCCAGCAGCAGCAGCCCCAGCAGCAGCAGCAGCAGCAGCAGCAGCAGCAGCAGCAGGAGCAGCAAGUUCGCGUUUCGUGGUUUUCUCUGAACUUGCACUUGCGGCUGCUGCUGCACAUCUUCGGAGAUAUCCACCAGCCAAUGCAUGCGGGGAGUCUGUACACCCGGGACUUCCCUGACGGCGACGAGGGGGGAAACUUGAUUCCCGUGCAUCUCCCCGAACACCCCCACAUCGCAAACCUGCACCAACUCUGGGACUCCGCCGGCGCCGUUUUCAAAAAGCCCUUUCACAGAUUCUCUUGGGAAGAAAUUCAAAAAGCGGCUAAAGAUAUCAUUGCGGAGUUCCCGAGAGAAAGUUUGUUAAAUAGACUUUCUGGAGAACUUGCGGGAACAAACUUCAAAGCAAUUGCUGAAGAAGGAUCCCAAAUAGCCCUUACUGUGGGCUACAAAGAGUUCGACUGGACUUCGUUUUCAAAAGCCGCGCUGCCCUACAGGCCUUCCAAGUCUUAUGUACAGACAGUCCAAUUCACCACUCGGCAGCAGCUCGCAGUCGCCGGCUACAGACUCGCCCAUUUGCUGCACUCCCUAUCUUCCACUUUCCCGGACCCCCAGCAGCAGCAGCAGCAGCAGCAGCAGCAGGUGAUGCAGCAGCAGCAGCAGCAGGUGAUGCAGCAGCAGCAGCAGCAGCAGGUGAUGCAGCAGCAGCAGCAGCAGGGGCAGGUGAUGCCCCAGCAGCAGCAGCAGGGGCAGGUGAUGCAGCAGCAGCAGCAGCAGCAGGGGCAGGUGAUGCAGCAGCAGCAGCAGCAGCAGGGGCAGGUGAUGCAGCAGCAGGAGCUGGCGGAGUUGCUGUUUUCUUAUGGAGGAGCUGAGGCUGGGGAGCUCGGUGCUGCAGCAGAGGGCUCGGGAGUUUCCCAGGCAGCAGCAGCAGCAGCAGCAAAGUUUUUUCAAAAUUUGAAAACAGAAAAAGAAAAAGAAAUGGAGACACAAAAGCUGAGCAGCAGCAGCAGCAGCAGCAGCAGCAAAACAAACAAAACACAGGGGCCCCCAUCAAGUCCCAAACAAAUUCCUCUUGUGGUCAAAAUGGCUUUUGAAAAACAGCCAGGGGGCCCCCCAGCCCCCCAACGGGGGGAGCCAGAGGGGGCCCCCCUGGGCCCUGGGGGCCCCCCGCAGCGGGGGGGGGCCCCAGAGCUUGGGGGGCCCCCCGGGGGCCCCUGGGGCCCCCCGGGGGCCCCCGGGGGCCCCUGGGGGCCCCUCUAUAGCGAGGGGCCCCGCAGAGCUGCCCGGCGUUUGCCGAAAGAGAUUGGGGCCCUUGGGGGGGAGUUGGGGGCGCAUGCAGGGGGCCCCGUGGUGACAGUUACGGAAUUGUGA
Messenger RNA from Eimeria necatrix, 1752 nucleotides. RefSeq lists its product as hypothetical. Gene Ontology annotation, molecular function: nucleic acid binding; endonuclease activity. The record is from RefSeq and is a predicted model, not a curated record. Lineage: Eukaryota; Apicomplexa; Conoidasida; Eucoccidiorida; Eimeriidae. Gene Ontology annotation, biological process: DNA catabolic process.